UUAUUCCUCCUCAGUCCCCAAAUUCCAACAUCCAUUUCGCCAUGGCCGAAGAGAUGAACCUCCAAAACCAUAGCCCCGAAGUCAAAGAACCCACCCCAGAAAUCCGGAGACUUGACCCUGAAAAUGGCUUGAUCCAACCCGCCACCGCCCCAUUUUUCCGAGUCAAAAAGCUCUCUGACAAAGCAGUUUUGCCCUCUAGAGCUUCUCCCCUCUCUGCUGGCUAUGAUCUCUCCAGUGCUGCUGAAAUAAAAGUGCCCGCCCGAGGCAAAGCUUUGAUCCCGACUGAUUUGAGCAUUGCCGUCCCUGAAGGAACCUAUGCCCGUGUUGCGCCGCGGUCGGGAUUGACAUGGAAGAAUUCAAUUGAUGUUGGAGCUGGAGUGAUAGAUGCAGAUUACAGGGGUCCAGUUGGGGUGAUUUUGUUCAACCAUUCUGAUGUUGACUUUGAGGUGAAGCCCGGUGACAGAAUUGCACAGCUGAUUAUUGGGAAAAUUGUGACGCCGGAGGUGGAAGAAGUUGAUGAUCUGGAUACCACUGUCAGGGGAGCUGGAGGUUUUGGAUCAACUGGGGUUUAGAGCAUUCAGGAAUCCAGACAAGUAUUACUGAUGGUAGAUAAUGACUAGUAGGAAAAGGUGGUUUUCUUAUAUUAUUUUGUUUUAUAUUUGGUAUCAGGGAUUAAGGGUGAAGAUGGAUUGCUCUCCAAUAUUCUAUGGAAAAUCACAUGUUUAUCUAGUACUGUGGCUGCCUGUUCCUGAAGAGCUAGUAUGUUGUUCUUAGUUUUGGUUUAAGGUGAAUCUAGUAUGUCAUUCUUUUGAAAUGUUGUUUUGUGGAUAUUAAACAGUUUCCAUCCAUUUGGUGAAUGGAUGGUCUUGAACAUAAUUGACCAGGGUAACAUCUGAUUAGCGGUGCACCUCAAAUCACUAGAGAUGGGUCUUUUGGAAGGGGAAUUCAACUGAUUUUUUGCAGUUAAGAAGAAAAAAGCUUGGUAUUUGUCUCA
Molecule: messenger RNA, 994 nt
Organism: Coffea arabica (coffee)
Lineage: Eukaryota; Viridiplantae; Streptophyta; Magnoliopsida; Gentianales; Rubiaceae
Product: deoxyuridine 5'-triphosphate nucleotidohydrolase-like
Biological process (GO): dUTP catabolic process; dUMP biosynthetic process
Molecular function (GO): dUTP diphosphatase activity; magnesium ion binding
Source: RefSeq, a predicted model, not a curated record